Molecule: messenger RNA, 191 nt
Organism: Racocetra persica
Lineage: Eukaryota; Fungi; Glomeromycota; Glomeromycetes; Diversisporales; Gigasporaceae
Source: the annotation of a GenBank genome assembly
AUGCUCCUUUUUAUAAAUGAAGCUAGUAUUUUUCAAAAGUGGAGAUGUGUUAAAAAUCAAUUUAAAGGACAACUUGGAUGCAAAAAAACCUUUACCUGUGAAGAACUAGACCUAUUAAAACGUAUCAUUAAGAAAAAAGUAGAUUUGUAUCUUGAUGAACUUGCAGUUGAGAUGGAAAACUAUACACAAAA